AUGGUCGAGGCAACGGAGAGUACUAGCACCGAAUUUGACAAAGAGUUCUUCAUCGAAGAAGUGAGACAACUAAGUUGUCUUUGGGACACAAACUCGUCUUUAUACAAAGACCGUACGGUCAAAUCGAAUGCUUGGAAGAAACUGUCUGAAAUUUUUGACAGGGACGGUAAGUAUUAAUCGUUAAUGUUUUUAAUCAAUAUGCGCUUCCGUUUCCGUUCCAUGAAGCCAUGCCUCCGCAUUGAAAUCAACAACAUAGGCAGCCAUUAUUGUAAUGGCGUAUUCCAUUUAAUAUCCGUAUCCCCCCUGUCGAGGUUCCAUGGAAUUCGUCAGGGGUAAAGGGUUUUGAGCUUGGAAUUCCUCAGGAGUAAAGUGUUUUGAGCUUGGAAUUCUUCAGGGGUGAAGUGUUAUGAGUUUGGAAUUCUUCAGGGGUAAAAGGUUUUGAGCUUGGAAUUCUUCAGGGGUAAAGAGGGUUGAGAUUGAAAUUUUUCAGAGCUUGGAAUUCUUCAGGGGUAAAGGGUUUUGAGCUUGGAAUUCUUCACGGGGUAAAAGGUUUUGAGCUUGGAAUUCUUCAGGGGUAAAGGUUUUUGAAAUUAUAAUUCUUCAGGGGUAAAGGGUUUUGAGCUUGGAAUUCUUCAGGGGUAAAGAGGGUUGAGAUUGAAAUUUUUCAGAGCUUGGAAUUCUUCAGGGGGUAAAAGGUUUUGAGCCUGGAAUUCUUAAGGGGUAAAAGAUUUUGAGCUUGGAAUUUUGGAAUUCUUCAGGGGUAAAAGGUUUUGAUUAUGAAAUUCUUCAGGUGUACAACAAUGAAAAACAUGUAUCCUCGACAGGGGGGUGGGGUUACGGAUAUUAAAUGAAAUAGCCCAAUAUUGUUUUAACUUUUAAACUAAGUAAAUAUUUGGGGCACUAUGUCUAUAAAAUUUGAAAAGGAGAUUGAAAUUUGCAAGAUACCCAUUCAAAUGUCGACGACUUUCAAUUGACUGAAUUUGCAAACAGGCUGAAGCCUGAAAAUUUCAAUAAAGGUAAGUAUUUUUUUCUAGUUUUAUCGUAAUGCAUGAAUAAACGGAAUAGCUAAGUUUUGUUUCUAGUUUUAUCAUAUAUUAAUUGCAUAUAAUGCGUUCAUGAAUAUCUGAAUCGCGUGAGUAUCCAAUAUAGUAUAUAUAGGUAUACUAAUGGCAUUAUUAAAGUAAAAAUAUAUUAUUGUAUGUAUUUUUAAUACUGUACAUUUUCUUACUAAAAUGGAUAUUUAAUAUUUUAGUGGAUUUUCUUCAAAGACAACUGAAGAACGUGAAGGAUAGUUUAAAAGAUGUCUCGACAAGAGGUCCAAGAUGA
Paramuricea clavata is the source of this 1326-nucleotide messenger RNA. Lineage: Eukaryota; Metazoa; Cnidaria; Anthozoa; Malacalcyonacea; Plexauridae. The record is from the annotation of a GenBank genome assembly.